GAAACUGUCUGCAUCAGAAGUAAGCUUCCGGACACCUUGCUCCCUCCCCCAUUUGAUUUAGAAAGCUAGUUUCCUUCUGCCUUGUGGUCUUCAUUUCAAAUUCUACAGAAGACACCUUACUUUAACUACAGCUACAAACCAACGGGUUGUCACUGUACAUGGUGUAAAUGUACACCAGUGAUGUCGUUAUUGACAGUUUCAGUUCUGCACUGCUUCCCCGUGCACUUUAUUUAUUGAGAGAUUAACAUCCAUCAACUGUGACGUUCCGUUCUCUGGGUGGUUCCUCAAGUUGUGGUGGCAAGUCAAUCGGAAGCUGGGUGUGUGCCACCUGAAAUUCACCGUUGAUACUUCUUUGAUCUGAUCUGUAGUUAUUGUCCCAUCUUCUGCCUCUCAGGCUGGAUUUUGGACUGCUAAAACGAGGAGCGGACUGGAUCAUGGGGAAUGCUGCUGGAAACCCGGAUAUGUUCCAGGCCCGGGAUGCAAGAGGACAAUUGUCUUCUGGGACUCCAACACAAAAACAGAAAGAAGGGACACCUCCCAAACUACCAAGGCCUAAUUCAGUAGAACUGGAACAGAGAUUUAACGUGGUUUUGGACGCCAUGAAUCUUCCCCCAGACAAGAUCCAAGUGCUUCGCCAAUAUGAUCAAGACAAGAAGUGGGAACUAGUAUGUGAUCAGGAGCGCUUUCAAGUGAAGAACCCACCAGCAGCCUAUAUCCAGAAACUGAGGAGCUACCUGGACACAGGAGGAAUCAGUAGAAAGUUCAAGAAACGGGACCAGGAAUCCACUCAGGUACUGAGAGAACUGGAGAUCUCCUUGAGGACCAAUCAUAUUGGAUGGGUAGAGGAAUUUCUGAGCCCAGAGGUUGGAGGACUGGAUGCAUUGGUGGAAUAUCUGUCCUAUGCUCAGGGUUCUUUCCCAAUUGACAUGGAAUGUUCUGACAAUGGAACCCCAGAGAAGUCCAAAUCAUUGCAGCGUUCCCUAGAGGACAUUAACAAGAGCAGUUCAUCUCCAUCGCCCACAAAUACUCCAUCUCGGUCAAGAAAUCUUACACCCAGAUACAACCUGCACAGUCGGGCUACAAUGAGAAAUACCAAACAUGCAAAUAUGAAAGAUGAUGUCCAUGUGUGUAUCAUGUGUCUGAGGGCCAUCAUGAACUACCAGUCAGGGUUCAGCAUGGUGAUGUCACACUUAUCAUGUGUCAACCACAUCACCCUCAGUCUCAGCAAUAAGAAUCCUCGCACCAAGGCCCUUGUUCUGGAGCUCCUAGCUGCUAUCUGUUUGGUCCGAGGUGGACAUGAGUUAAUACUCUCGUCUUUCAACUAUUUUAUGGAGGUGUGCGGGGAAGGUGUUCGCUUCGAAAAACUCAUGGAAUAUUUCCAGACAGAAGAUUCAAGCAUUGAUUUUAUGGUGGCAUGCAUGCAGUUUAUCAAUAUUAUUGUACAUUCAGUGAAGAACAUGAAUUUCCGGGUCUUCCUGCAGUACGAGUUUACCCUCCUGGGACUAGAUGACUAUCUGGAGAUUCUCAAGCACACCGAGAGUGAGCGACUCCAGGUUCAGAUCCAGGCCUAUCUUGAUAACAUUUUUGAUGUGAACAGUCUCAUGGAAGAUACAGACACUAAGAAUGGAAUGCUGGAACAAGUUGAGGUCCUUCAAGAACACUUAACCCAUGUUACAGAGAAACUGCAGCAAACAGAAAAUGAAUAUGUGAGGAGAGUGGCUGAAUUGGAAAAACAACUAGAUCAAUGCCGCCGUGAGCUGAUCGCUGCAAAGGACAAUCUUCUUAUACAACCACCCCAUUUGACCCAGAAUACUGUGCAAAAGACAGAACCUGUGAAACUUGGAGUUCUUUGGAUGGAACCAGCAGGAGAUACUUGCACAGAGGACAUUUCUGACAACAAAGUCCCCUCUGAUCCACCAUCUGCUGCCAGUUCCCCUCCAUUGUCCCCAUCCGCUAUCAGAAUCACACUGAUAUCGCCUUCAGUAAAAAGUACAGAUGUUUUACUCAGCACAGCUGGUUCUCCUAGAUCCACUGCACCACCUCUUCUCCCUCCCUCUCUAAUAGAAUCAGAGGUGCUCCCAAUCCCUGCCCACUCUCCAAUGCCUAGUUCAGAAGAAUCACCUGUCACUGCCCCCACUCUACUUCUGGAGUCUCAGGUCACACCAGUUCCACUCCCUCCACCUGUAAGAGACCAGAUUCACACUUCUUCUACUCAGUUCCUUUCUGGAACACAUGACGAAAGACCAUCUCCUCCACCUCCUCCACCUCUUCCAUCAUCAGCUGAACCACCCCCUCCCCCACCUCUACCUAAAUCAGAUGAUAUUCCACCUCCUCCACCUCUACCUGAAACAUCAGGAAUACCACCACCACCACCUCCUCCCCCAAUGGGGACAUCAGGUGUUCCACCUCCUCCUCCCUUAAUGGGGGCAUCAGGUAUUCCACCUCCUCCUCUCUCUGGCUUUGGACCUGGCCCACCACCACCUCCAGGAGGUCAACCAGCAGCCACAUUAAACACAGGCAUGAGUAUUAAGAAGCCAAUACAAACCAAGCUAAGGAUGCAAGUACUCAAUUGGGUGGCAUUGAAACCAACGCAGAUCAAUGGGACAGUCUUCACGCAUCUGAAUGAUGAGAAGGUGUUGCAGGAACUUGAUAUGAGUGACUUUGAGGAAAACUUUAAAACAAAGGCCCAGGGUACAAGUCAGACCACAUUCUCUAUGAAGGUCAAGGCUGCUCAAAACCAGCCAAACAAGGUGUCCCUUAUUGAAACAAAUCGGGCUAAGAACCUGGCGAUCACUCUAAGGAAAGGAGGUCUGAAUCCCGAAGCCAUUACCACUGCAAUCCAAAAGUUUGACAUGCAAGCUUUUAAUAUGGAUUUCCUGGAGCUCCUGGCCCGAUUCCUGCCUACAGAUUGGGAGAGGCAGCAGAUCGCGAAAUACUGCCGCGAUCAGAAGCCCCUUGAUGACCUAACUGCAGAGGAUCGUUUCAUGGUCCAUCUUUGCUCCAUCCCCAGGCUGGCUGAGAGAGUUAACACCAUGACAUUCAUGGCCAACUUCCCUGAUAUGGCCUCACGCCUUAAACCACAAUUAGACUCUUUGAUAGCUGCCUCCAUGUCAAUCAAAUCCUCUGAAAAACUAAAAGGGAUUUUGGAGCUGGUCCUGGCUUUUGGGAAUUACAUGAACAGCAGUAAGAGAGGUGCAGCCUAUGGAUUCCGUCUGCAGUCACUUGAUGUGCUCCUGGAAACAAAGUCCACUGAUCGCAAACAGACCUUGCUACAUUAUAUGAUACGCGUGAUCCAUGAGAAAUAUUCCCAUUUAUCCAGCUUCCAUUCUGAUCUGCACUUUAUGGACAAGGCUGCCACAGUCUCUCUGGAUGCUGUGUUGGCUGAUGUCAAAUCUCUGCAGGCUGGGAUGGAACAGGCACAGAAGGAAUUUACGAAGCAGGAGGACUGUCUUAUUCUAAAUGACUUCAUCAAAUCUAAUAUGGAAGGAUUGAAGCAACUUGCCGCAGAUGCUAAGACUGCUCAGGAAGCCUACGAUGCUGCUGUUGGAUACUUUGGGGAGAACAGCAAGACCACUCCUCCAUCAACCUUCUUCCCCAUCUUUGUGCGCUUCGUUAAAGCUUAUAAGCAAGCUCAGCAGGACCUGGAAAUGUGGAAGAAGCAGGAGUCUGUAGUCCAAGAAGUGAAGCCAGAGUCUGCUGGAAAACAAGUACCACAGUCCCCAGUAGUUAAAAGUCCUCGACCGCAGGUAAAUCUAAUGGCUGAACUGAACAAAAAACUGCAGACAAAGGAACCGCGCGUUUAUGAGCAGAACUGGGCCAUAGAAGACAUUAUCACUGAUCUCAGGAACCAGCCCUACAGACGGACAGACGUUGGAAGGCGAAGUGGAAAGAAGCAGAACACUGGGCCACUAGUGAACACUCCUGAUAUACAAGUCUAGGAAACAAUUUAAGGAUCAAGGAAAUGAACUGAAUCUAUUGACUGUGGACAUUAACGGGAAGGCUGAAAUCCCUGUCCUCUACUGGAAACCAAAGGACCGGAAUGUACAACAUCAUCACAGUACAUCUGCCAAAACACUGGAGUAUUUUAUAUAUAAAAAAAAAAAAUAUGGUGUUUAAAUAAAUUAUACAAAGAUUUCAGGCACAACUGAGGGAAAAAGCUUUUCAUUAUUCAACUGCAUACGGUACUCUUCCAAAACAAUACAUCCAAAGCCUUGUGUAGACUGUAUGUAUAUUUAACAGAGUGCAAGCUCUGCAACCUAUUAAACUGUGUUGCCAGUAACUGCACUGCUAAAUGAGCCAGGCUAGCUGGGACAAGUCAAGUGCCUGAAACUCAACUCUUUCUGCUUCAUUGGCCAGCAAUGAUCUAUGGAGUAUGAAAUGUGUACAUAUGGACAAAGAAGAAAAUACAUUUAAGUGGAUCUGACUCCUGGCUGUAAUGUCUUGUGCCCAAGGUUAGUCAACAUGAACAUGAAAGAAGACUUUCAAUUUAUAAACUUUUUAAAACAUUUUUUUGUAAAACUUUGUAUUGAGUAUUAAAAUAUUAAUGGCAGA
Molecule: messenger RNA, 4551 nt
Organism: Xenopus laevis (African clawed frog)
Lineage: Eukaryota; Metazoa; Chordata; Amphibia; Anura; Pipidae
Gene: fmnl1.S
Product: formin like 1 S homeolog
Exons: 26
Coding region: 435-3938 (1167 amino acids)
Source: RefSeq, a predicted model, not a curated record